GGUGAACCUGGACAAGAUGGCAGUGAUGGUCAACCAGGACCACCAGGACAGUUAGGGGACAUAGGGGACCCUGGAACAUCUGGACAAAAUGGUCUGCCUGGUGCACCAGGUCUUCGUGGUGUGAAGGGUGACAUGGGAUCACAAGGAGAGCGUGGUGACAGAGGAGAAACUGGAGAGGGUGGAGAACAAGGUCCAUCAGGUGAAGUAGGAAGGGAUGGACAAGACGGAGUAAAGGGAGAUCAAGGAUCUCGAGGAAACCCAGGAGAACUGGGGGCACCUGGUGAAAGAGGUCCCACAGGACCAGUAGGAGCAAGUGGACCUGAGGGUGCUGCAGGUUCUCCUGGUCCGAGUGGUAACAGUGGAUCACCAGGUGCUUUAGGGGCUAAAGGAAAUCGUGGCUUGAUGGGCAGAGCAGGUCCCAGGGGAGGCAGAGGAAGUCCAGGAGCUGAGGGUGCGAAAGGACCAGGUGGAGAGCCAGGAAAUCCAGGCAAAAAUGGUGCCCCAGGAGAGCCAGGUUUUAAAGGAGAACAGGGUGCAAUGGGUCCUACAGGACCUGUUGGCCCUAUUGGAAAUGCUGGACCAGAUGGGCUUACUGGCAUUCCCGGUGAACGUGGUAGGCGUGGAGAACAGGGAGCUCCUGGAGUACCUGGAAGAAGAGGACUGGAAGGAGCCAAAGGACAAUUGGGUAGCGCUGGAACUGCAGGUCCACCUGGACAACCUGGGCCUCAAGGAAAACGGGGAUCACCAGGAAAAACAGGACUACCAGGAGGACUUGGUUCCCCAGGUCCAAUAGGUCCUUCUGGAAAUCGAGGCUAUUCUGGUGCAGAGGGAAGGCAAGGAGUGAAGGGUGACAGUGGUAGAAAUGGAGAGAAUGGACGGGAUGGAGGAAAAGGAGAACAGGGAUCGCAAGGGGAACCUGGUAAUCCAGGCCGAUCAGGACCUCGGGGAGACACAGGUGCUGCAGGAAAACCAGGAAAGUCAGGCUCUCAAGGAAUUCCGGGUGUUGAUGGAGAGGAUGGUACCCCUGGAAUACCUGGGGUCCCUGGCCCUCAAGGAGCACCAGGAACACCAGGUUUCUCUGGUCCUAAAGGAGCAGUGGGUAAUGCUGGAAGAGAUGGAAGCAUAGGAGAACGAGGAGCAGAUGGUCUUAAGGGUGAACAAGGUGCCACAGGAGAGUUUGGUAAAUCAGGCACACCAGGACUGGCGGGUCGACAAGGUUUCAGAGGAGACCCUGGUGCUCAAGGAAGCAUGGGAGCAACGGGACCGCCUGGUAUCCAAGGACUCCCCGGUGCAUCUGGUAAACUAGGAAAUCCAGGAUUCCCUGGGACGCGAGGCAAAGAUGGCUCACCAGGGUUACAGGGUGAACGUGGACCAAGGGGAGAGCAGGGUCCCAUUGGAGCCCAGGGAGCUGCUGGCCGUGAAGGCGAGAAUGGAUUACCUGGAUCGGAUGGUCUGCCGGGAGACAGAGGAGCCAUAGGGGCCUCUGGUGGAUCAGGUCCUGAAGGGGGACCGGGUUUGCCAGGUCUGCCCGGUCGAGCAGGAUUUACUGGAACUAAGGGUGACUAUGGAGAGAAAGGCAACCAAGGUUCUGCUGGAGAACCUGGCAGAGAUGGUGAACCGGGCGGUGAUGGUGCCCCAGGAGCUGUUGGUCAACCAGGUUUGCCAGGACCUAAGGGCACAGACGGAACACCAGGAGUCCCAGGAAGACGAGGAGAUCGUGGAGCCACGGGAGGCCGCGGAUCAGUUGGUGCCCCUGGAAGUCCAGGAAUUCCUGGAUCCCCGGGACCAACUGGCCCUCAAGGACUUAUUGGAUUAAAAGGAAAUGCAGGCGAAAAGGGUUCGAAAGGCGAGUCAGGCUCAUUUGGAUCAAAAGGAGAACCAGGGGACUUGGGAACUGUGGGAAUUCUUGGCGCCAAAGGAAAUCCUGGAUCUCCAGGAGCUUCUGGUAACAGAGGAGCCACAGGGUCACAAGGGCGACCUGGAUCGCAGGGCCCACCGGGACCACCUGGCAAUAGUGGUUUGACAGGACAACCAGGAAUCCCAGGAACUAAGGGCUCGCGUGGCGUUAGUGGUAAACCAGGAGUUCCAGGCUUACCAGGAAGACCGGGAAUACCUGGACGUGACGGCCUACGGGGAUUAUCUGGAACCGAUGGAAGACCUGGUUCAGCCGGUCCAAUUGGAGGGCGUGGGCCCAAGGGAGACGUAGGACCUCAGGGCCUAGUUGGCAUUCCAGGAAGGCGAGGAAGAUUCGGUCCUCCUGGAGCAAAGGGCGUAAAAGGAGAAGCCGGCUUUGAUGGGAGCCCUGGCGAGGGUGGACGGGAAGGUUAUCCUGGAGCUCGCGGACCCUCUGGAGAGAAAGGCGCAAAUGGAUCACCGGGUACACCGGGAGCAAACGGUGAAAAUGGGCAGGAUGGUAUUGGGGGUACAGAGGGUGCUCCUGGUAACCGGGGAUCCCCCGGCGUGGACGGAACUGUGGGAGUUCCUGGACCAAUGGGAUCUGCUGGUGCAAAGGGACCACAAGGUCCCCAAGGAGAUAACGGCGACCCUGGUAGAAACGGCAACUUCGGACAAGUUGGCAAACCAGGAAAUAAUGGACCACGCGGUUACAGAGGUGACACGGGAGAAAACGGUCUAAUUGGAACACAGGGUGACCCAGGAUAUACCGGUGAAGUUGGCAGGACAGGUCCUCCCGGAAUCGACGGAGAGGAUGGCCUUGAAGGAAGGAACGGAAGUACGGGACCUGAAGGACCAAAGGGUGGCAUGGGAGCCGCAGGCCCUCCUGGUCAACCGGGAGUUCAAGGACCAGAGGGAACUGGUGGAGCUCAGGGAGAUCCCGGCACACAGGGUGAACGUGGAGAACCGGGCAGAGACGGUCUACCUGGACCUCCAGGUAUAGCCGGUCCCAGAGGGCCAAUGGGACCACCAGGACAGAGUUUGGCAGAAGCGCUUUCUGAAAUGAACACUGGUGAAAAAGGACCUCCCCCAUACAGAUUGUACUCCAGCCAAGGAUCUGGAAAAUCACAGGAUUCAAAUAAUGACAUUGGUGCCCAACUCUUCAAGACAGUGGAUAUCGAAUUCAUGAUAUCGCUUCUGGACAGAAAAAUUCAAACUUUCCGAGUACAGAAUGGGGACCUGGAACAUCCUGCCCGAUCAUGCCGAGAAAUCAAACUAGAUCAUCCUGAAUCUAAGAGCGGUGAGUACACGAUCGAUCCCAACGAAGGCUGCAGUAGUGACGCUGUCAAAGUUUAUUGCGAUUUCGAGAAGAACGCUACCUGCGUUAACCCCAAAAAGACCAAGAUUGUUGUCGACGCCAAUGAAACCGGUCCAGGACAAUGGACAAACGAGGAUGAACCGAUCGAAUACAAACUAAACUCAGUGCAAAUGACAUACUUGCGACUUCUGAGCAAGAGCGCUUUCCAAGAGAUGAGCUACAGUUGCGCAAACUCACACAAGAGCUGCAUGGUGGAUCUUAAAGGCGAUAAUGAAAUGGUGGUCAAUAACUUGGAGAAGAUAGACCUUGAUGUUACAGAGACGUCUGAUAAUGGAAAUAAAAAAAUGAAGAUUGAAGUCUCGACCGCGCAGCAGAAUAACCUGCCGAUAGUGGACUGGGCACCACAAAGCAGCGUCGACUCCAAGCUCACUUUUGAAAUAGGACCAGUUUGUUUUAAGUAUUAGACAUGUGCGGAGUCAAACAAGAGAAGAACACCAUCUGUAUUGUACAUUGACAAUUUUUCUGCCUAAUAUAUUAGCUAAGGAACAAUUGAAGAUCGUGUGAAAGCUUGUAGGAGAUCUGAAUAAAGCACGCGGUUGACUGGACGUUACUGAAAUGCUGUUGAUUCUGUUUUGUUUGUUACAGUAGCUAGUCUUAAAAAUUGUAAUUUUGACAUGGAGUUAUUUUGUCUUACGCCGCGUUCAAAAUAUUUUAUUAUGAAAAUAAACUGUAAGUUUAUAUUC
Pocillopora verrucosa is the source of this 3954-nucleotide messenger RNA. RefSeq names its product collagen alpha-2(I) chain-like. Gene Ontology annotation, cellular component: extracellular region. Gene Ontology annotation, molecular function: peptidase inhibitor activity; extracellular matrix structural constituent conferring tensile strength. The record is from RefSeq and is a predicted model, not a curated record. Gene Ontology annotation, biological process: extracellular matrix organization. Lineage: Eukaryota; Metazoa; Cnidaria; Anthozoa; Scleractinia; Pocilloporidae.